CGCAUCUUAUGCGCAUGAUAGGUCAUUAUUGCGCCACUGAUGAACAUGGUCACACAAGCCACCUUCGUCCAUGGCUACGAAUUGCAUCACACUCGGCGCCCAGUAUUGGGUCGAAACGUUCCAAGGCCAGGCGCAAAAGCUACUUUCUUGUCGUAUACACACAUUUGACAUCGCCUGCCGAGAUAUCUCUAUUACUAGGCUCAGUCGACAUGGCUCGACAUAUAUAAUGGAGCGGACUUAUCUUCCCAUGGUUUCUUCUUCUUUUCUGAAGCAAUAUAAGCGAUUUUGUAGUUCUUGCUACGCCUGCCUCAGCUUACAUACAUUGCUCCUGAGGGCGAACACAGCACUCCUUUAGCCAACAUGGGUAAGAUAGAUCUCAAGGUCGUCCGUGAAAGUUGGGGGUUAUUCGACGCAAAAGAAAAACGAAACAUCGCGAUCUACAUCGUUGGUAUCAUGCUCUACAAGUUUGGUCUCGAAGCAUUCAAUGGAUCUAUUACGGCUCUAGCAACAAACCGAUAUGACCAAGAUGCACGCCUUGCUGGGACCACUCCACGAACAUUUGAGCGUAUCGGUCUCUUGCAAGGGUUGAAUCAAGCUUUUCAGUGUGUUGGCUCCAUCUUGAUUGCUCCUCUAAUCAAACGUUACCCAACCCGUCUGGUCCUUUCUGUGGCUAUUCUUGUCUUCGGUCUUUUCACUGCGAUCUUGCUCAUCGUGGAUGCCGCCACUGGGGGCAAGAUAAAGCCCAAUGACUGGGAGGAGACCCACACAGCUGCAGAGCUGCGCACCGACUUCUCGUACUUUGGGAAUUACAAUACCGACGGUAUAAUCCCUAUUUACUGUGUAACUGGCAUAGCGUAUGGCAUGGUUGAACUGAUCCGCCGAGUCAUUCCGCGAGAUAUAGUUGGGGGCAAUGUUCAGAAGCUGAGACGUAUGGACGCGACAGUCCAUAUCUUUUAUGAGGUCGCUGGAACAGCCGGUGCAUUUGCAACAGCUCUUGGCCUCAUUCCCGCCCUCGGUUACAACUACAGCUUCCUGAUUACUCCUAUCUUCUUCACGGCAGCCUCGAUCGUCUGGUUCUUCAUUUCCAACUAUGGCUUCGUUAAGACUCCCCACCUUCGUGAUGCUCAAGGCAACCGGAACUACUUCAAGUCGAUCUGGCAUAGUAUUGUGCUAUUUUUCGAGUCGAUCUAUACUGGAGGAGUCCUUGUCUUCACGAACCGCAAGUUUAUCUGGCUAUUGCCAGGAUAUGCAUUUGCCCUAUACGGACAUCGAUAUCUCGAAAACGGCAUCGCACCGUUCGUCGCAAGACGCUACCUUGGUGUAUCUGCUUGGUCUCAGAUCAUGGUUGGCGGCUCCAACUUUGGCGAGCUUCUCGGUGCCCUUUUCGUGUUUCUCUUUACAAACCUUGUCGCGAGACCAAUGCCAUGGCUCCGUCUUGACGCUUUGCUGCUACUUAUUGUCUGGUACCUUCCAUACUAUACUCCACCCCAAUCUGAGGUCCGCUACGCAUGGAUUGUAGCUGCUACUUUCAUCCCGAUCUCGUUUGGUUGGGCCGCAGGCGAUGUAUCGCUAGCAGCAUACAUCCAAGCCUCGCUAGCCCGUACGGAAUCGAAGAUGAAGAACGUGUCGGCCCUUGGUGCGGUCAUGGCAUUCCUUUACUCAACAUACAUUGUCAUCUACGCAAUCGCAAACCCUCUUCUUGGCAGAUACCUCGACCGCCAGAGUGCACUACAAGCUGCUGGGCAGGAUGGUGCCAUCCAAGAUGGUGUCCGCAGUGUUGCUGGCAUUCAGUUCACUAUCUUGGCUGCUAUUGUUAUCGCCUCCACCUUUAUUCCGAAAGGUGCCAUCUCGUUCAACCCUAAGAUGAUCUCUGACGAGCUUCUCGACAGUGAUAUCGGUGAUGACAAAGCUGAUUUGAAGGACAUAAGCUCCGGCGAAGAGAUACUGGACUCCGAAAAGGGUGGUCUUGCGCCGGAACCAGAUCAUGAGAAGAGAACUUCCAUCACAUUGGGACUUGAAGAUGCUGUCAGGCGAACUUCUGUGGCGUGAUUUAGUGGUUGUGCGAAAAUUGAUAAGGAAGUAUUCGCCUUAGUAGAGUAGCUUAUUUCAGUAGCUAUAGAGCACAUUCUGCUAUUAGGAAUAGGGAGAUUUCUCAUGGAGUGCGAUUGAUAGUACAAAUCACGACUGCAUCGGAGUCCUAAGGUACGUUUCCCUCUUCAUCUUACUACCAGAGCGAAG
Pseudovirgaria hyperparasitica is the source of this 2238-nucleotide messenger RNA. RefSeq lists its product as uncharacterized. The transcript is spliced from 6 exons. NCBI's taxonomy places the organism in Eukaryota, Fungi, Ascomycota, Dothideomycetes, Acrospermales, Acrospermaceae. Bases 361 to 2049 code for a protein of 562 amino acids. The record is from RefSeq and is a predicted model, not a curated record.